AUGGCAGACGACGUUCCACGAGGUGGGACUCCCCUGGAGAUGGACGUGAACCCCGAGGUUGAGCUUCUACCUCUUCGCGUCCGACCAUUCGACCCGGCGACCUACAGGCCGGCAAUACACGUGCUUCCUCCUGAUAGCAUCCGCCACUUCAGGAGUUAUGUGCGAUGCGCGCCACUGGAGCUUCUGCUGCGCGAGCCUGAGUCACACCUCUCAUUUGGCGCCUCUGAGGGAGAUUCCUAUGCCUUCAGGGGGUAUGGGAACAUCGUCGCCCGAGGAUGGUAUAUGGAGCUGCCCGAUGCAGUCCGCCAGAUUGUCGACCAGGUCGGCUUCCGCACCUUCUGCAUGGGACUCUCGCACCUCACUGUUUUUAAUAGUAUUGGAUGGUAUCUGCACCAAUCAUGUCUAGAUCAUGUUAGCACUCCCUUCGCUGUUGUCGCGAAUGCAAGCAGAGUCAUCCUCACUACGCGCGACUCUAAGCUUGCAUCUGAGGUUGACCCGUGGGGUCACCCAUUGAAACUCAUGAGCUUAUUUGAUGAGGAGAGUUGGGAAUUGUUCUUGAAGGUGGUAAAUGGGGCAAAUCAUGAUAAUUUGAACAAUUUCAAGGUAGGAAUUGUGAGAAUAUGUUGCGGUUUGCCUCCAGCAAUUGUCAUGCUUGGAGGAUUGUUUUCGAGCAUACAACCGAAUGAUGAGUGGUCCGGUGUAAUUGAUCAUCUUUCACAGUACUUGGGGGAUGAUGAUCAAUCAGUUGAUCUCUUGACUAUCGUAGCUUUAAGCUAUCAUGAGCUACUGUAUGUGUUAAAGCCAUGUUUCCUUUAUUUGACCCUCUUCCCUAAAGCGUAUGAGAUUCCUACGCAGAGGUUGUUGCAAUUGUGGAUUGCCGAGGGAUUUAUUCAAAUAUCAACUACUACUGCGACUAGUGUCCUUGAACUUAAAGUUCUGGCCAAGGCAUAUUUGGAAGAACUAGUAUCGAGAAACAUGAUUGAAAUAGCCACAUGGAAAGAAGACGGAAGCCCCAAAACAUGUCAAAUGUCGAGCUUUCUUUACAAUGUCUUCUUGCCAAAAGCCGACGAUAUAGGAUUUCUUCAAAUCCACCAUUGUAAUUCACAUGUACAUGAGUCUAAUCAAAUUAUUCGGAGGCUUGCAGAUCAUUAUGUUGGGGUCAAGUCUACUUUGGAGUCUCAUACUCAACAUCUAUGCUCUUAUGUUUCAUUCGAAGCCCAAAAACAAGCAGAGAAAACAGCCAAGUGCAUAUCAGGACUUGACAAACUCCAAACCUUAAGAUUGAGAUCAAAAGAUCGAUUCGGUCAACCUUUAGACCUCAAGUUGAGUCCUUUGAAGGACCAUCAAUCUCUUUCAAACUUAUAUUUGUUUGGAGUGAUAAAGGAUGGGAUUAAAUACCUUCCCCUGAAUCUCAAAGUCCUAACAUUGUCAAUGUCAAAACUCAUAAAAGAUCCAAUGCCGGUGAUAGGGAAGCUGCUGCCUCAACUGAACGUCCUCAAGAUUCUUGCUUUCUCUUAUCUAGGGUCGGAAAUGAGAUGUGUUUCAGGGAACUUCCCUAAACUCCGCGUCUUGAAAUUGUGGAUGCUAGAAAACCUAGUUCAGUGGACAUUGGAGGGAGGUGGCAUGCCCCAACUUGCGGAGUUAGAAAUUAGAGGUUGCAAAAAAUUGACGAAGUUGGAUGGAUUAGAGCACCUGCCUGCCCUGAAGGAAUUACCUUUAACAAACAUGUCGCCGAAUUUUGUUGCAGAUGUUAAAAAAAGGAUUAAUGCUCCUGGAUACUGGAGACUGGAAUAA
Molecule: messenger RNA, 1794 nt
Organism: Camellia sinensis
Lineage: Eukaryota; Viridiplantae; Streptophyta; Magnoliopsida; Ericales; Theaceae
Source: RefSeq, a predicted model, not a curated record